This is a messenger RNA of Haemonchus placei, 693 nucleotides long. Lineage: Eukaryota; Metazoa; Nematoda; Chromadorea; Rhabditida; Trichostrongylidae. The record is from the annotation of a GenBank genome assembly.
AUGGCUGAAUGGGAAUGGGUGCAAAGAAGAAUGUGGUAUCUGACAUUGAUCGCGACAACUGAGGCGAACCGAAAGCCCGAUGAGAACUCAGAGUUGUUAAAAUUUGCCGUACCGUUAAAACCUGGGCUUUCAACGUCCCCUCCUGCCGAAGCAAAAGCCGCUGUAAAAACUGCCAUCGAAACCGGGUAUCGUCUGAUCGACACCGCUGCUUGNGAAGCUUUGAAGGAGUUGAUUCAAGCUGGAAAAAUCAAACGCGAUGAGGUUUUCAUUACUACCAAGCUUUGGGCCACACAUUUCCAUCCCGACGACGUCGAAGGUGCUGCUCGUGAAUCACUUCGUCGAUUACAACUGGACUACGUCGAUCUAUAUCUAGCGCAUGCCCCGACAUGUUUCAAUCAAGACAUGACGGCUCAGAACCACUCUGUGACAGUACAGGAUGUAUGGCGUGGUCUAGAAGGUGUAUAUAACAAAGGGUUGGCUAAAGCAAUUGGCGUUUCGAAUUGGAGCAGCGAACAGAUCGAACGUGUCAUGAAGUCGGCCAAAGUACCAAUUCAUAACUGCCAGGUCGAGCUACAUAUUUAUUGGCCUCAACACGGUUUACACGAGAUUUGCAAAAAGCACAAUAUCUCAGUCACCUCUUACGCCUCACUUGGAUCGCCUGGUCGAGUAAAUUUCAAGGCUGAAGGAGUGUAG